This is a messenger RNA of Pseudoliparis swirei, 3328 nucleotides long. Its product is annotated as mitogen-activated protein kinase kinase kinase kinase 5-like. Bases 33 to 2621 code for a protein of 862 amino acids. Gene Ontology annotation, biological process: protein phosphorylation. The record is from RefSeq and is a predicted model, not a curated record. Gene Ontology annotation, molecular function: ATP binding; MAP kinase kinase kinase kinase activity. The transcript has 32 exons. NCBI's taxonomy places the organism in Eukaryota, Metazoa, Chordata, Actinopteri, Perciformes, Liparidae.
GUGAAGUCAAAUUAGCAACGUCAAAAGUCAAAAUGGAUUUCCCACACAGGGCAGCGCUGGAUAUCUCCACCAGGAACCCUCAGGAUGAUUUUGAGAUUAUGCAACGGGUCGGAGGAGGAACAUACGGGGACGUUUACAAGGCCCGUAACAAGGAGACCGGAGAGCUGGCUGCCAUCAAGGUCAUCAAGAUGGAAGCAGAUGAUGAUUUUUCUGUCAUCCAGCAGGAGAUCGUCAUAGUGAAGGGCUGCAAACAUCCCAACAUAGUGGCUUAUUACGGCAGCUACAUCCAAGACGAUAGACUGUGGAUCUGUAUGGAGUUCUGUGGAGGAGGCUCCCUGCAGGAUAUCUACCAGGUGACUGGUCCUCUGUCUGAGCCACAGAUAGCCUACAUCUGCAGGGAGAUGCUGCAGGGUCUGGACUACCUGCAUGCACAGAAGAAAAUUCACAGAGACAUCAAGGGUGCAAACAUCCUCCUCAACGACCAUGGAGAGGUCCGUCUGGCUGACUUUGGGAUCUCGGCUCAGAUCACUGCCACUCUGUCCCGGCGGAUGUCCUUUAUCGGGACGCCAUAUUGGAUGGCUCCGGAGGUGGCAGCAGUGGAGAUUAAAGGAGGCUACAACGAACGCUGCGACAUCUGGUCCGUGGGCAUCACCGCCAUCGAGCUGGCAGAGCUGCAGCCGCCGCUGUUUGAUAUCCACCCGCUGCGAGUCCUGUUCCUCAUGUCCAAGAACGGCUACCAGCCUCCCAAACUGAAGGACAAGGCUAAAUGGUCCUCCAUGUUCUAUAACUUUGUAAAGGCCAUGUUGGUGAGGAACCCGAAGAAGAGACCCAGUGCCACCAAGAUGCUCUCUAACGUGUUCUUGACCCGGCAGAACCUGAAGCGGGAGCUGACCCUGGACCUGCUGGAGAAGUUUCGACAACCUGAGAAACACAAGUCCUGCCCGGUGGCGGAGGACGACGAGAUGGAGUUGUCGCUGCCUGGAACCCUGAAGAGGAUCCAGUCUGUCAACAAACACAACCAGGCAGAGAGGACACACUCUGACAGUAGCAUGGAGCAGAUUUAUACUCUGAGGCCGAUGAAGAGCAAAUCGCCACCAGAAACUUUAAGAGCUUCACUUGGCAGCAGCAGCAGCAGCAGCAAGAGUCCAUUGAGGGAUCAGGACACAGACAUCGACGACGACUACGACGACGUGGACGUCCCCACGAUGCCGGACCCCAGUCACUUGAUGCCAGACGACGAAACUCCGCCUCCACUCCCUCCCAAGCCCAAAGCUCCCUCCAGCUCAGAGGAGAGCGUGGCGUGGGAGAACGACGGCACGAGGAAGCUGUGCUCGCUCUCCGCCCCGGUUCCCCUCACCAGGACCUCCAGCGAGACACAGGUUCGACCUACGACCCGAGCGCAACACUGUCGACUCUCCGACCCCUUCUCCUUACCCGCCUCGUUGAUUGACGACUCGGCAGACCUCGUUCCUCCUGAUCUCCCCCCUAAAAACAGACGCAGACAGAGACAAACCCCCAAGAAGGCUGGUUUUUGUUCUCAGGAGUGCGUGAGCCCCGUCAUGAAGAAACCACCCAUCUACUUUAAAAAGAUCUUCCAUGGUUGCCCUCUCAGAAUCAACUGCUCCACGACAUGGGAAAACCAAGCUACCAAAGACCAGCACCUGAUCCUGGGGGCGGAGGAAGGGAUCUACACCCUGAACCUGCGUGGCUCAGAGGCCACGAUGGAGCUGCUGUAUCCGGGGAAGUGUACCUGGGUCUACACCAUUAAUAACGUCCUCAUGUCUGUGUCAGGUAAAUCCUCGCAGCUUCACUGCCAUUCACUGAAGGAGUUGUACGAACAGGCUCGGAAGGACCAUAGGUUGGUUUCCUUGUCGACUCACAGGCUGUUACCAAGGAAAAAUGCAGUGACGUGUAAAAUACCAGACACCAAAGGAUGCCAGACCUGCUCAGUUGCAGAUAACGUGCCGCGCGGCUGCGUGUUCCUGUGCUGCGGUCUGGAGGCCAGCGUGAUGCUGCUGCAGUGGUACGAGCCCAUGCAAAAAUUCAUGCUCAUUAAGAAUUUCGACUUCCCCCUGCCCAACCCUCUGCGGGUGUUCGAGAUGGUGACGGUGCCCCAGCAGGACUACCCGCUGGUGUGCAUCGGCGUCUCUCUGGGUUCCAACCCCAAGGUGCCCGUCACUGUGGAGUACAUCAACCUCAACUCCAACACGUCCUGGUUCACCAAGCCCGGCCUGGAGAGACCUUGCCAAGAUGUAAUUCAAGUAAACCAGUUAAGCAGCAGCUCACUGCUGGUCCUCAUAGAAAAGUCAGUACAUAUAGUCGGCCUGAAGGGGGAGCUGAAGAGCAACAGGCCUUCAACACAGGACAACACCUUCUCCCAUGCUAUCCAGUCUAUAGUGUAUUUCGAGGACACGCUGCUGGCAGUGUGGCGUCACGGCUGGCAGAGGAGAGGACAAGGUUUCACUGAGGUGCUGGAGGAGACCACCGACCACAGAAAGAUCUACAGACUGGUGCAGACCGGCAGGAUGGUCGUCCUGGAGACGCGUCAGACCGAGGACCAAUCGGGGCGGUCCAACCUGUACGUCCUGGAAAUCGCCGAGAACUACGUCAUGCUGCCCUGACUCUCCUGUCUGCUGGCCGGGGCAUCAUGGGAAACUCCACGCAGGACUGUUACAUCAGAGAGGAGAUACGUCGGAGGGUUAAACGAUGUCGUGUUACACCCGGCCAAGGGGAGCCUGAGCAUAACAGACGGACGGGUCUCCCCACCCCCCAAAUUAGGACCAAUGCUGCAGUUUAUAAUGAACAAUGGUUGUUUAUGUGUCAUAAAUUCUUCAGGGUGAGUCUGGCCCAAAAUAACAAACAGACAAUCUGUGCAAGUCAUCUAACUUCCCUAGACUACAAAAUAAAUAAAAGAAAGUACAGAUGUCUUACCUAUCUCUCUAUUCGAAAACAGGAGAAAACAGUGUUGAACAAAAAGGUCUCCUCACCCCGACCGACACCCUUUCUAAUCCCACCACCCAAGAAUCUGUGUUGUGCCCCACAGGUUCCCUCCUAAGUAGCCGUCCAAUUACCUGGAACGAAAAUAAAAGCACAGGGCAAGACAAGUCUGCUCUUAUUUAUGCUGAUUUCUACUUCCACUAUCCAGACCGAUGAGAAAAGCCUAAAAUAAACAGUGAAGGAAGCUCCUCCUCUAACACUAAAGAUGAGUAUCUUUGGUGUAUUGCCGAUGUCUUCCAGCAAAUGGACUCAUGCUGUGUAGUUUGUAUGCCAGUGUUCAAGAUAAGCACUCCUCACUACCGUUACAUCGUAAUAAAGUCAAUAAACACAU